AUGCUCCUAGAAACGACUCUUCUCCGAUUCGGCCGCGAUCGUCUUCCCUGGGUAGCUGCUGGCCAAACUGCUGCGGGAAUGAGUGUAAUUUCGAUGGUGACGAUGGAGCUUGCUGAGAAUGCGGUUGACUAUUAUCUGACCGGUGGAGUGGUUCAGUUGGAUUCCCCUGCGUUCUGGGGAGCAGCUUUGCUCUCCGCGUCUGUGGGAUUUCUGGCACCUUUGCCGUACAAUUACCAACGUUUGAGGAAGUAUGGGAAGGCUUGCCAUUAA
This is a messenger RNA of Cordyceps fumosorosea ARSEF 2679, 270 nucleotides long. RefSeq lists its product as hypothetical. Lineage: Eukaryota; Fungi; Ascomycota; Sordariomycetes; Hypocreales; Cordycipitaceae. The transcript has a single exon. The record is from RefSeq and is a predicted model, not a curated record. Bases 1 to 270 code for a protein of 89 amino acids.